CAGAAGACCAUCAGCUGCCAGUCUGUUCCCCAUCAGAACAGGUUAUUCUGUUAACCUUGGUACUUAGCUUGAAAAAGUUAAAAACCAUAACAGUCUAUUCACCCCCCCCUAGACUGUUACCUCGAUAACCGGGACCAACAUGUUUUUUUUGAUGUUUUUUUUUUAUUUUUUUUUCAUGAUGUAUAUAUUAUUAUUUCACCAAAUUUUAGUUUAAAAUUAAAUCGAGAAGUCAAUUAAAUAUAUUAUUGAAAAACACUCCGCCAAAAUGUAUACAAAAACACUCUCCCCUGCAUGCAUUCACUCCCCAGUCUAUACCCCGGUGGUCACUCCAAGACACGGUAUCAGAGUUAUUCUCCGAGUGCGGAUAGUGGAGAGUAAGACAAUGAAGAUCAUCAAAAAUGUUGGUGUGGUUGUUGGUGUGGCUGUUGCAGCAUGGGGUAUAACAAAGCUGUUUGGUAGUUUCGGACCGAAUGAGCUAGUUUCAAACCCCGAACAAAGAAAGAAGAUGAUGAAGAAUCCAGGAAGGCCUCACCAACUCAUUGAAAGGAACGGGUUUGAAUCAGCACCAGCAGUGCGCUUCAAGAUGAAUCGUGAGCUGAAGAAAGCUGAGAAAUUGGCAAAGGUUGCGCUAGGCAUCAAAUAAAAGUAUUAUAUCGAGCUAGGUAUUAAUUGGUUUAGUUUGAUGUUGUCCACAUACAAGACAAUGACCACUUUUGUAAUGGUCUUCUGCAUUCUCAUACUUUGUGAAGUUAUGUCACUUGAGACAAAUCACCCUCUAGUUUCAUGGUCAGAUUACCCUGC
Molecule: messenger RNA, 801 nt
Organism: Cuscuta epithymum
Lineage: Eukaryota; Viridiplantae; Streptophyta; Magnoliopsida; Solanales; Convolvulaceae
Source: the annotation of a GenBank genome assembly